Messenger RNA from Aplysia californica (California sea hare), 1026 nucleotides. RefSeq lists its product as uncharacterized. The coding region runs from base 1 to 1026 and encodes 341 amino acids. The transcript has a single exon. Gene Ontology annotation, cellular component: membrane. Gene Ontology annotation, biological process: G protein-coupled receptor signaling pathway. The record is from RefSeq and is a predicted model, not a curated record. Gene Ontology annotation, molecular function: G protein-coupled peptide receptor activity. Lineage: Eukaryota; Metazoa; Mollusca; Gastropoda; Aplysiida; Aplysiidae.
AUGGCCUCUGCAAACAAAAGCCACUCGCAACCUUCCGAAUCAACGCAGGCAGGCUUGGUAGAUGCUGAUCUCCUGAACAUCUUCAUCUUCAUUUUCUACGUCGUUGUUCUGGGAAUCGUGAGUUUCUUUGGAAUGAUCUUCAACACCAUUAACAUAAUCGUCUUCUUUAAGCAGGGCUUCAAAGACACCGUGAAUAUUACAUUAUUCGGCCUGGCCGUUUCCGAUGUAUUAUCCUCACUUACGCUUCUGUGGAUGAGCAUCAGCUACAACCCUUUGUUCAUGAACGCCGACCUGCCCAUUGACCAGCAAGGCUUCACCUACAUCACGGCAGGCUGGCUUCGCCUUUGUUUUGCUCGAAUCUCCAGCUGGAUCACAGCCUGGGUCACAUUUGAGAGGUGUCUGUGCAUUGCCCUGCCCCUCAAAGUCAAAACAAUUAUAACACCAACAACCACGAAUGUCGUGCUUGUCGGCAUAUAUCUAACAAUGAUUGUCAGUGUAGUACCAGUGUAUUAUUCCAUCAGUCUCGGGCCUAGGUUUUUCCCUGGAAGGAAUGCGACGAAAAUUGGACUGAUCUACACAGAGGACGGUUUGAAUACCAAGGACGUUUGUCUGUCUAUCAAUACCCUUUCUCAGAUUGCUGCUUUCAUUGCAGUUCUCGUCUGCACCGUCAUCCUCGUCCAGAAUCUUCUCGUGAAAUCAAAAUGGCGGCAGUCGACGUCCAGCUCCGCUAAACAGGAGUCGGUAACGAACAGAGACAAAAAGGUGGUGAAAAUGAUUCUUCUUUGUGCUGUCAUUUUCAUUGUUUGCUUGUUACCGGGGACACUCAAUAUUAUUGCCCAGUUCAGCAUCAACGAGUACAAUAUGGUUGGCAGAUAUCAUAACUUGUAUUUGCUGACCUGGACGGUUUUGAACUCAAUGGAGGCUGUAAAUUCUACCGUGAACAUCUUCGUCUACUACAACAUGAGUUCAAAAUACAAGGAAAUCCUGAGAGAAAUGUUCAACAGAAAUAAGGGGAAAGGCAUGUAA